UCCUCUCUGGUGGGAACAGCACCAUGUGGGUCGUUCUGCUGGUCCUCCUGGGGGCAGCCUGUGUGUUCUUCAUGGGGGUGGGACUGUGGGUCAUCUGUAGCCACUUCUUCACUACAGACAUCCCUGCAGCCAUCAGCCACCCUGCGAUACUGCGGAUUUUGCACUGUCUCUUCCAGCUGUCUGUGACCUGGGGCACCAUUUUUGAGAAACUGGGAAUCUGCUCUAUGCCUCAAUUUGUCUCCUUCAUACAUGACCUACCACCCCUGAAGCAGGACCCAGAUGUGGUGGUCAAGGACCUCCGCUUUGGGACUAUCCCAGUGAAGGUGUACCAGCCCAGGAUGUCCUCCUGCACUCCCCGGAGGGGCAUCCUGUUCUUCCAUGGUGGUGGGACCAUCAUAGAGAGCCUGAAAACCUACCAUGUGAUAUGCUGUCGUUUGUCCAAAGAGAGUGACUCUGUGGUUGUAGCAGUUGGAUACCGCAAGGCGCCUCAGCAUAAGUUUCCAACACCUGUGAGAGACUGCCUUGUGGCCUCCAUCCACUUCCUCAGGUCCCUGGAUGUGUACGGGGUGGAUCCAGCCAGGGUUGUAGUCUGUGGUGACAGCGCUGGAGGAGGAAUGGCAGCAGUAGUGUGUCAAAAACUUAUGGACUGGUCAGAUCUCCCCAAGAUCCGUGCCCAGAUUCUGGUCUAUGCUGCUCUUCAAUUAGUAGAUUUCCAACUCCCCUCCUACCAACAGAAUGCAAAUGUCCCCCUGAUCAGCAGGAAUUUUGCCUUCCGCUGUUUUUGUUAUUACAUGGACAUCCACCCCUCUUGGAAAAGCGUAGUUAUGAAACGUGCCCACUUGCCUGUUGAAGUGUGGGAGAAGUACAGAAAGUGGUUGGGCUCAGAAAACAUCCCAGAGAGAUUUAAGAAGAGAGGCUACCAGGAAGUACCCCUUGUGCCCCAUAACGAGGAUGCUUACCUGGAGACACACCAUGCUCUGGAUUGGAUGGAUAUGCCCCUGAUUGCAGAAGAUGAAGUAGUGUCUCGGCUCCCGGAAGCUUGCAUCGUGAGCUGUGAGUAUGACCCUCUCCGGGACGAUUCGCUGCUGUAUAAGAAGAGACUGGAGGACCUGGGAGUCCCUGUGACUUGGCACCACAUGGAGGAUGGUUUUCAUGGAGCCCUCAACCUGCUCGGGAGGGGCUACCUUUACUUCUCCUGCUCCACAGAUAUUCUAAAUGCCAUGGUCCAUUUUCUAAAGGGGUUGUGAUCAUCCUUCCUUCCCACUGGAGCUAUGAGAGCAUGGGUCCCACUAUCAACCAGUUCCCUAUGGGGCUCUCUGUUGCUGAUGUAGGUGAUGCUAAGUGAGGCGAGGGAGGGUGGGGAGACCGCCAUCUUUUUCUUGCUCCAGGUUCUAGAAUCCCAGAGUACAUGUUUCUCUGA
This is a messenger RNA of Phyllostomus discolor (pale spear-nosed bat), 1420 nucleotides long. Its product is annotated as arylacetamide deacetylase-like 3. Bases 24 to 1247 code for a protein of 407 amino acids. The transcript has 4 exons. NCBI's taxonomy places the organism in Eukaryota, Metazoa, Chordata, Mammalia, Chiroptera, Phyllostomidae. Gene Ontology annotation, cellular component: membrane. Gene Ontology annotation, molecular function: carboxylic ester hydrolase activity. The record is from RefSeq and is a predicted model, not a curated record.